Messenger RNA from Gavialis gangeticus (Gharial), 852 nucleotides. Its product is annotated as cytochrome c oxidase subunit 4 isoform 1, mitochondrial. The transcript has 4 exons. Lineage: Eukaryota; Metazoa; Chordata; Crocodylia; Gavialidae. Gene Ontology annotation, biological process: mitochondrial electron transport, cytochrome c to oxygen. The record is from RefSeq and is a predicted model, not a curated record. Bases 16 to 558 code for a protein of 180 amino acids.
UCACUGCAGCAGGGCAUGUGCCUCCCACAGAUGUUGUCACUCCCAGUCCUCCGCGCAGGCUUCCUGACCAGGAGAGGCGUCCUGGGCCUUGCCACCGUCCGAGCAGCGCACAGCCAUGGCGGGCACGUUGCCAUCCAAGACGACAUGUCAGUGCCCCACUACCAUGAUAAGCGCAACUACCCGCUGCCUGACAUCCCAUACCGCAGGGACCUGGGUGCGGACGAGAAGGCGCUGAUGGAGAAGCAGAAGGGCUCCUGGAAGGAGCUGAGCAAUGAGGAGAAAGUGGCCCUCUAUCGCAUCAAGUUCUGCCAGACCUAUGCUGAGAUGAACCGCCCGUCCAACGAGUGGAAGACCGUCCUCGGAUUCACCUUCAUGUUCCUCGGCUUCACGGGGCUCAUCGUGGCAUGGCAACGGUACUAUGUGAUGCCCGAUAAGCCGCACACACUGUCAGACGAGUGGAAAGCCAAGCAGCUCCAGAGGAUGCUGGACAUGCACGUGAACCCCGUGGAGGGCCUCUCCUCCAAGUGGGACUACGACAAGAAUGAGUGGAAAAAGUAGGGGGGCCCUUCUCUGCCAUGCCAGCUGCCCCUGCAGGAAGUGCCCUGCUGCUGCCCUGCCUGAGAAGGAUGUGCCCGCCAGAGGCCAGUGCCAGCCCCUGCCCUACUAAACCGUCUCUCUUGUGCCUUCAUCCACGUGCCUUGUACUGCAUGGGGUGGGAGCUGGCCCAGGUGCUGGCCUGCCCCACGGGGGCUGUCCUGGGCCCUUCCCUUCUCUGGUUCCUGAUUAGCACCAGUUUCAAGCACACACCAGGCAGCUGGCACCCGAUUGUGCAGAAUAAAUCACUACAGUUGA